Tricharina praecox is the source of this 3546-nucleotide messenger RNA. RefSeq names its product fatty acid hydroxylase. Gene Ontology annotation, molecular function: NADPH-hemoprotein reductase activity; FMN binding; iron ion binding. The transcript has 4 exons. The record is from RefSeq and is a predicted model, not a curated record. Bases 147 to 3485 code for a protein of 1112 amino acids. NCBI's taxonomy places the organism in Eukaryota, Fungi, Ascomycota, Pezizomycetes, Pezizales, Pyronemataceae. Gene Ontology annotation, cellular component: cytosol.
CAGGAGGUGACGGAUGGCAUCUGCAGUCGUGCGGACGAGAGUAUAUAUCCCCCCAUUACUCGGCCCAAUAGCUGUACUGUAGAUAUCAUACCUCAACAAUACGGAAACCCAACAAACCACGAAGAGAGGAAAGAACCCCAACGCAAAUGGACGAACUGACCAACAAGCUCGCCAACCUCGAGACCGAGGAUGUCUCCAGCCGCGACAACUCCGUUCACUCAACCCCGUCGAAGACGGUACCCACGCCCUCGCCGAUCCCGGGGCCGCCCGGGCUCCCCAUCCUCGGGAACCUCACGGACCUCGACCCAGAGGUGCCAUUGACGACGUUCAUGCGGCUGGCGGACACGUACGGGCCGGUAUUCUCACUGCAGCUCGGCGGCGGGCCGAAGCGGGUCUUCAUCAACUCCGUCGAGCUGCUGGAGGAGGUGUGCGACGAGAAGCGCUUCGGCAAGAUCGUGACCGGCGCGCUGGAGCAGCUGCGAAGCGGCGUGGGCGCAGGAUUGUUCACUGCCCACACAGACGAGAAGGAGUGGGGUAUCGCUCAUAGGAUCCUCAUGCCCGCGUUUGGCCCGCUGGCUAUCAGGGAGAUGUUUGAUGAUAUGCACGAUAUUGCCUCGCAGAUGGUUAUGAAGUGGGCGCGGUACGGCCCCGAGCACCGCAUUCUGGCGACGGACGACUUCACGCGGCUGACGCUGGACACGCUAUCGCUGUGCACCAUGGGCUACCGGUUCAACUCGUUCUACACCAGCGAUAUGCACCCGUUCGUCGACGCCAUGGUCGACUACCUCGUCGAGUCCGGACGGAGAGCGAACCGGCCCAAGCUGGCGAGCUUUCUCAUGCGCGGGACGAACCAAAAGUACGCCGCCGAUGUGAAGCUGAUGCGCGAUGUGGCCAGUGGCGUCGUCAAGACGAGGAGGGAGAAUCCAACGCAGAAGAAGGACCUGCUGAAUGCUAUGAUAAACGGAAGAGAUCCGAAGACGGGCGAGGGGCUGGAAGAUGAGUUGAUUUAUAGCCAAAUGAUCACUUUCCUGAUUGCCGGCCACGAAACCACAUCAGGGCUAUUAUCCUUCGUCUUCUGCAACCUCCUGCAGCACAGCUCGGCCUACAGGGCCGCACAGAAGGAAGUCGACGACGUCUGCGGAAAAGGCCCGAUCACAGCCGAUCACCUGCCAAAGUUGAAAUACAUCUCAGCGGUCCUCCGUGAAACUCUGCGAUUGAACCCCACCGCUCCACUAUUCUCUACGACCCUGAAUUCCAAUCAGGACCAAGACUCGGCGACUCUCGGAAACGGCAGAUAUGCCCUCGAAAAGGGACAAGCCAUCAUUGCCGUGCUGCCGAAUAUCCACCGUGAUCCGAAGGUGUACGGCGAAGACGCGGAUGUGUUCAAGCCAGAAAGGAUGCUCGACGAAGAAUUCGAAAAACUCCCCGCGGCCGCCUGGAAGCCGUUCGGAAACGGCAUGCGCGGCUGCAUCGGCCGGCCCUUUGCGUGGCAGGAGUCCCUACUAGUAGUGGCCCUGCUCCUGCAGCACUUCAACUUCGCCCUCGACGAUCCUAACUACAAGCUGCAGCUGAAGCAGACACUCACUAUCAAGCCAAAAGACUUCUAUAUGCGCGCGACCCUUCGCGACGGCAUCGACGCCACCAAGCUCGAAAGAACCAUGGCCGGCAGCAGCGCCACAGCGACGACAGAGGGAAUCGCGAAGCCCGGGGAGGAGAAGGCAGCGGCAGCGGCAGCAGACAAGGACAAGCCGGCGCGAAAACCAAUGUCGAUCUUCUACGGCUCCAACACGGGCACGUGCGAAGCACUGGCGCAACGGCUUUCGACCAGCGCCGCUUCGCACGGCUUUGAUGCAGCGAUAGCAACUAUGGAUUCCGCGAACGGGAAGCUGCCGAAGGACCGGCCUGUUGUGUUCAUCACCGCAUCGUACGAGGGGCAGCCGCCGGAUAACGCGACACACUUCAUGGAAUGGCUGCAGUCCCUUACCGGGGAUGAAGCGGCGGGGACGAGUUUCGCCGUGUUUGGGUGUGGCCACCGCGACUGGAGGUCGACGUACCAGCGCAUCCCGACGCUGGUCGACGAGCUGCUGCUCGCUCGCGGCGCCACCAGGGUCACCCCGAAGGGAGAGGCCGAUGCGUCCCAGGGGGACAUCUUCACCGAGUUCGACAAUUGGGAAGAUGCACAGCUCUGGCCGACGGUCACGGAACGCUUCGGUGGAAAGCCUGUGGCAACUGACGAGGCUACUACGUCGACUGUCUUGGUCGAGAUUUCGUUUAAGAAACGCUCAUCUAACCUGCGUAUGGAUGUGCGGGAAGCUCGAGUGACCGCUGCACACUGCCUCACCGCUCCAGGAGAGCCAGAGAAACGUCACCUCGAGAUUGAACUCCCGAGCGACAUGCCCUACCGCGCAGGAGACUACCUUGCCAUCCUCCCCGUCAACCCUCGGGAGACCAUCAACCGCGUGAUGAAGCGCUUCCAGCUGCCAUGGGACGCACACCUGCACAUCUCGUCCACCGCGCCCACCGUCCUGCCCACCGACAGCGAGAUCUCAGCGCACGACAUCCUCGCCACCUACGUGGAGCUCUCCCAGCCCGCGACCAAGAAAAACGUGCUCGCGCUCGCCGCCGCCGCAGACAGUGACCAACCCUCGAUCAAGGCGUCACUCGAAGCCCUCGCCAGCACCUCCUUCCACGCCGAAAUCACCCUGAAGCGCACCUCACCACUCGACCUCCUCGAGCGCUACCCCACACUCCUCUUCCCGCUCGGCGACUUCCUCAGCAUGCUCCCGCCGAUGCGCAUGCGGCAAUACAGCAUCUCCUCCUCGCCGCUGACCAACCCGUCGCAGUGCACACUAACCUACAGCGUCCUCGACGCCGCCAGCAGCUCCUCCCCACCGCACCGCCACAUCGGCGUAGCAACCACCUACCUCUCCACGCUCUCGCCGGGCAACGUCCUCCAAGUCUCCGUGCGCUCCUCCGCGCACUCCUUCCACCUGCCGCUGAACCUCGCCACGACGCCGAUAGUAAUGGUCUGCGCCGGCUCGGGUCUCGCGCCGUUCCGCGGGUUCGUGCAAGAGCGAGCGACGCAGCUUGCGGCGGGCCGGCAGCUCGCGCGCGCGCUGCUUUUUGUCGGCUGUAGGUACCACGAUAGGGACAGACUGUAUGCGGACGAGCUCAAGGAGUGGGAGAAGGCUGGUGCUAUCGAGGUACACUAUGCGUUCUCGAGAGAGCCCGAGUUGGCGGAGGGGUGUAAAUAUGUUCAGGAUCGCAUGCGGAAAGACGUGGACAUGCUCAUGGAGACGUGGGAUGCGGGCGCGAAGGUGUUUGUGUGUGGUGGGGCAAGGGUAGGUGAAGAGGUCUCGAAGGUGUGUAAAGAAGCGUAUAGGGAGAGAAUGCGCGGGAAGGGAGAGGAGAAGACCGAGGACCAGGCGGAGGAGUGGUUCGCCGCGCUCAGGAAUGAGAGGUUUGCUACGGAUGUUUUUGAUUAGCUUGGGGCCAGCGAACCAUAGUCAGGUUUUGGAAUGUCUUUAGCUGCAGAAUGAAGUUAGG